GGUCCGGCACGGGGAGCUCGGGUCAGGCCCCGAGGCCGCCGCCACCAACCGGUGCCAGCGAAACCCGCCCUCCGGGAGCGGCGAUGGUGACCCCUCCUCAGAGUCAGCCAACGACGCGGCCAGGGAAGGGUUACGCGUUAAUCUUGUGGCUGUUCCAGCAGCCGCGGAGGGAUACGGAGCCGAAGCCUUGAACGUGGUGCUGCGGCUCCGCAAGCAAAAAAAUGUCUGCCUAGGGGAGCCUACAAGUUCCUUCUAGCGGGGGGCGGGGUGGCCGGCUCUGCCUCCCACCCAGCGGCCCGGCCGCUCGCGAGCGCGGCCCUGCUGGGUUCGGACGUCACCGCGGGGAAGGAGCAGCUUUGGGGCUCCGGAGCUGGUAGUUACAGCAAAUUGUGUGUGCGGAUAAAGCAAAUUAACCCUCUCUGGAAAUCAGGCAAUAACAAUGCUCAAGCAGACAUGGCUCUGCUGAGGCACAUCCACAGCCCAACUUGUCAGCUCCAUUGUUGCGAAAACAGACUUAAUUGAAGUGGAUGAAGAUGAAUCCUCAGCAGCAGCGGAUGGCCGCUAUAGGAACCGACAAGGAACUGAGCGACCUGCUGGACUUCAGUGCGGUAGGAUAUUCUUCGAGGUCUUCUUAUGGCUUCUCCACGAUGUUUUCCCCACCUGUUAAUAGUGGGAAAACCAGACCAACUACAUUAGGAAGCAGUCAGUUCAGUGGAUCAGGUAUGGAUGAACGAACAGGAGCUACAUCUUGGGGAACAAGUGGUCAACCAAGUCCCUCAUACGAGCCUUCAAGGGAAAAUGGCAGUCUCCAUGGAAAAAGCUCAGACAUCUCCACAGCCAUAGAAAAGUUGAAACCUCAAGAGGGUUUUGCAGACAGCCCUCAUUAUGGUGAUCACUUGAAUGACAGUCGAUUAGGGCCCCAUGAAGGAUUGUCCCCGACACCUUUCAUGAACUCAAAUCUGAUGGGAAAAACAUCAGAUAGGGGUCCAUUUCCACUAUAUGGCAGAGACCCAGGACUACCAGGUUGUCAAUCCAGUCUCCUUCGAUCAGAUGUGGGACUUGGAAGCCCUGGUCAGUUGUCAUCCUCAGGAAAACCUGGAACACCAUAUUACCCAUUUUCUUCUGCAAAUCCACGCAGAAGACCACUUCAUGACUCAUCAGCUCUUGAUCCUUUACAGACAAAGAAAGUAAGAAAGGUGCCCCCUGGUUUGCCUUCUUCUGUAUACGCACCAUCCCCAAGCUCUGAUGAUUUCAAUAGAGAAUCUCCAACUUACCCAUCUCCUAAACCACCAAGCAGUAUGUUUGCUAGCACUUUCUUUAUGCAAGAUGGGACCCACAACUCUUCUGAUCUUUGGAAUUCAUCCAAUGGGAUGAGCCAGCCUGGUUAUGGUGGAAUGCUGGGAAGCUCCUCUUCUCACAUGUCACAGUCCAGCAGUUAUGGCAGUCUACACACACAUGACCGCUUGAGCUAUCCCGCACAUGCAGUCUCGCCUACAGAUAUAAAUGCCAGUCUUCCUCCAAUGUCUAGCUUCCAUCGCAGCAGUGCCAGUAGUUCACCUUAUGUCGCUGCCUCACAUACUCCACCCAUCAAUGGAUCAGAUAAUAUACUGGGAAACAGAGGAAAUGGGACUGGAAGCUCACAGACGGGUGAUGCACUUGGAAAGGCACUGGCAUCUAUUUAUUCUCCUGACCAUACCAGCAGUAGUUUUCCAUCAAAUCCAUCAACACCAGUUGGAUCACCAUCACCUCUCACAGGUGCCAGUCAGUGGUCUAGGACUGGAGGACAAGCUCCCUCAUCUCCAAACUAUGAAAACUCUCUCCACUCUUUGAAAAAUCGAGUUGAGCAGCAACUUCACGAGCAUUUGCAAGAUGCAAUGUCCUUCUUAAAGGAUGUCUGUGAGCAGUCUCGAAUGGAGGAUCGCUUGGACAGACUUGAUGAUGCCAUCCAUGUGCUACGAAACCAUGCUGUGGGGCCUUCAACAAGCCUGUCAGGUGGCCAUGGAGAUAUACAUAGUUUAUUGGGGCCAUCCCAUAAUGGGCCAAUUGGAAGCCUAAACUCAAAUUAUGGAGCAUCUAGCCUCGUAACAACCAAUCGACAAGCUUCAAUGGCUGGAACUCAUCGGGAAGAAAGUGUCAGCCUCAACAGCAACCAUUCAGUCCUGCCCAGUACAGUGUCUGCUCAGAGCACAGAACUAAAUCAUAAAACACAAGAAAAUUACAGAGCAUUGUCAGGUGGCUUGCAGAGCCAGUCUGUGGCCAUAGGUCCAGCAGAAAUCAAGUCAGAACAUAAGGAGAAGGAUGAAAAUAUACACGAACCUCCCUCAUCUGAUGACAUGAAAUCAGAUGAUGAAUCCUCCCAAAAGGAUAUUAAAGUUUCAUCUAGAGGAAGAACGAGUACUAAUGAAGAUGAAGACUUAAACCCAGAACAGAAGAUAGAAAGAGAGAAAGAGAGGAGAAUGGCAAAUAACGCUAGAGAACGCUUGCGUGUACGAGAUAUUAAUGAGGCAUUUAAAGAACUUGGCCGUAUGUGUCAGCUUCACCUGAAGAGUGAAAAACCACAAACAAAACUGCUUAUUCUUCACCAGGCUGUGGCAGUCAUCCUCAGUCUAGAGCAACAAGUCAGAGAGAGGAACCUAAACCCCAAAGCAGCCUGCCUUAAGAGAAGGGAAGAAGAAAAAGUUUCUGCCGUAUCGGCAGAGCCACCAACACCACACCCAGGAAGCCACACUGGGCUUAGUGAAACUACCAACCCUAUGGGUCAUAUGUGAACACCAGCCAGAAUUCCAGAAUUAUCGGUAGGAUAUAUAGAAGGUGACCUUUCUUCACAAGGACACAGACAACUAACAUUAUAUGAAGACACAAAUCUGACAGGAGAAAA
Molecule: messenger RNA, 2878 nt
Organism: Chrysemys picta bellii (western painted turtle)
Lineage: Eukaryota; Metazoa; Chordata; Testudines; Emydidae
Gene: TCF12
Product: transcription factor 12
Biological process (GO): regulation of transcription by RNA polymerase II
Cellular component (GO): chromatin; transcription regulator complex
Molecular function (GO): RNA polymerase II cis-regulatory region sequence-specific DNA binding; protein dimerization activity; DNA-binding transcription factor activity, RNA polymerase II-specific
Source: RefSeq, a predicted model, not a curated record